Capsella rubella is the source of this 850-nucleotide messenger RNA. RefSeq lists its product as uncharacterized. The record is from RefSeq and is a predicted model, not a curated record. The transcript is spliced from 6 exons. Bases 53 to 691 code for a protein of 212 amino acids. Lineage: Eukaryota; Viridiplantae; Streptophyta; Magnoliopsida; Brassicales; Brassicaceae.
AAUUCGCAGUCACUUUCACAAGGAUCCACGGAGCUCGAAAAGCUCAAAAACAAUGGCGUCUCAGUCGUGUCUCUCGAUUUGCGGACUUUCAUCCUCCGCUUCUCUCUACACCAAGCCCCGGCUACUAUCUCCUCCGUCGCCGUUUCAUCGAGCUCAUCGCUUACAAAACCCUAACACGCUAUGUAGGAAGAUUGAGAGAGUAAUUUGCAAAGCGGAGUUAUCACAGGACGCACCACUUGUUACCGCCAUUGGUGCUUGUAUCCUCAGUUCAUUUGUUUUCCCAGUGGCGAAACGAGUCAACGAUGAGGAAGAAGAAGAUGAGAACUCAGCGAUUGUUUCAACAGAUAUGAGAUUAGCUGCUAUGGGAAUCAUCAGCUUCAUACCUUACUUCAAUUGGCUGAGUUGGGUCUUUGCUUGGCUUGACACUGGAAAAUCUCGUUACGCUGUAUAUGCUCUUGUGUAUCUUCUUCCUUAUUUGAGUUCGAAUCUGUCUAUAUCUCCAGAAGAUAGCUGGUUACCAAUUACAAGCAUCGUCUUGGGCAUUAUUCAUGUUCAGCUUGAAGCAAGUAUCGCAAAUGGUGAUAUUGAGACACUUCGAUUCUUCAGAAACACAUCUGAAGACUUUUCAUCUAACAAAAGAAUCCAUUUUGACAAACACUCCAAGGGUAAAAACAGUGACGAUGAUGAUUAAAAAAAAUCUCAAAUGACACUAAAGAGGAUAAAUGAAUAUUUGUAACAGACCUUAGCUUAUUAGCUUUGUUAAUUUAAUUUCCUUAAUAUUCGAAUUUUUAAAAUGGUUAAAUACUUAAAUUUGAUAUACACGAAAAUAAAACCAUACCUUUUUUGCACA